AUGCCAAUUGACGCUGCAACCUCGGCUUUGAAUCUUUCGUUCCCUCCGACUACAACAGCGGGUUUUGUCGUUCCCCAAAGUCGCUCUUUUACGGUUUCGGUAAACCCGGUAGUACUGUUUUCAAUUCUCGAUCAUUAUCUUCGUAGACAAGAAAAUCAACACCGAGUAAUCGGUACCUUGUUAGGUGUUCGAAGUGAGGAUGGGAGUGAGGUUGAAGUUCGAAAUUGUUUUCCAGUUCCUCAUGAUGAAACACAGAAUCAGAACCAGGUUGCUGUAGAUAUGGAAUAUCACCACAACAUGUUUGAGCUUCACAAAAAGGUUAAUGCAAAAGAAAUAAUUGUCGGAUGGUAUGCUACAGGAUCAAAUCUUAAUCAAUGGAACGCCCUCAUCCAAGAUUUUUAUUCAAAAGAGGUUAUGCCACCGUUUCAAGCUAUCCAUUUAACAAUGGAUACGGAUCUCAAGAACGAAGAAAAACUUUUAGGUGUCAAAACAUACGUUGGUGCACCAAUUGGGAUUUCUGCAAAGCCAGAAAAUUGUCUAUUUUUGCCUGUCCCAUGUGAUGUCAAAUAUUUCGAUGCCGAACGAAGUGGACUUGAUCUUCUUGCGUCUGCAAAAGACGAAUUAAGUCGAUCUACAUCUCUAAUAUCUGAUAUGGACAAUCUUGAAAAAACCAUAGUCGCUGUUCAAAAGAUGCUGGAAAGGAUCUCGGAUUAUGUUAACAAAGUUUUGGAUGGGAGCAUACCUUCCAAUAAUACGAUUGGCCGAUUCUUAAUGGAUACGAUUUCAGUUGUACCCAAAAUUGAUAAAGCGGAAUUCGAAAAGAUGUUUAACAGUCAUUUACAAAGUGAAGAGGUUCAAACAAAUCAAAAACGAUAG
Funneliformis caledonium is the source of this 876-nucleotide messenger RNA. Lineage: Eukaryota; Fungi; Glomeromycota; Glomeromycetes; Glomerales; Glomeraceae. The record is from the annotation of a GenBank genome assembly.